AGGUAUAUAACAUUUCAGAUGGUAAAGGUCCAAACACAAAUACUGAAGACGGGGAUUCAGAAAAAGGACCGACAAGUGGAAAAGCUGGUGAAGAACAGGGAGAUACCCUUAAUGACCUACAAGAAGUUUGGGAGAGAAUAAAGGAAAAAAUUAGUAGAUUUAUUGAAGCAUUAACCAAAGAUUACGAUAUCACCGAAGCACAGAAGCAUAUUAGUACAGUACUUGAUGCGUUAGACAUGAAUGCAGUGAAAACCGAAGAAUUACGAUUACGUGUGGAAUCUGUCGCGACAAGCUUACAAAAUACUAAAGCUGACAUGGAAAGGUUGGCUGAUGAGCUAAUGUCAGAAAAUGAAGGUAAAGGUGGAGAAGGCACUGACGUAGGAGGAGGUAGUGGUGGCGUAGAAGGGGAAGACAGUGGUGGCAGAGGAGGAGGAGAAAGUGAUGGCGCAGGAGAAGAAGGUGGUGCUGGCAAAGGAGGAAAAGGCGGUGGAGAAGGAGGAGAAGGUAAUUUUGUGGAAGGAGGCGAUGGUAAUGGCGGAAAAGGAGGAAAAGGAGGAAAAGGUGGUGGUGGCGAAGGAGAAAAAGAUAGUGGUGGAGAAGGAGGAGAAGGUAAUGGUGGCGAAGGAGGAGAAGGUGGUGAUGGAAAAGGAGAAGAAGGUGGCGCAGGCGAUGGUAGCGAAGGAGGCAUUGUGAGAAGGAAACGUCUACUUCAGAAGUUAGAACUGCUAAGAAUGCUCCAGAAACUUGAAGAAUUAAAGGCUUAAAGGACGAGUAAACCGAUGGAUAUGGAUGGCAAAACGAACUGGAACAUGGACUAGAAACUUCAGAAACGUAUUCAAUGACUUUCGAAAAUAACUUUAUACAAAUCAUUUAUAAGACUUUUAUGCUUUUGUCUUUUGACAUUAUCUUAAUACUACCAUACAAAUAUUCUAUUUCUGAAUUUUAACGUAUGAAAUAAUAAUUCAUCAUCCUUCUUUCA
Messenger RNA from Mercenaria mercenaria, 979 nucleotides. RefSeq lists its product as uncharacterized. The transcript has 2 exons. Lineage: Eukaryota; Metazoa; Mollusca; Bivalvia; Venerida; Veneridae. The coding region runs from base 237 to 764 and encodes 175 amino acids. The record is from RefSeq and is a predicted model, not a curated record.